Molecule: messenger RNA, 2188 nt
Organism: Drosophila yakuba
Lineage: Eukaryota; Metazoa; Arthropoda; Insecta; Diptera; Drosophilidae
Product: ataxin-2 homolog
Exons: 2
Coding region: 386-1975 (529 amino acids)
Source: RefSeq, a predicted model, not a curated record
GUCGGUCGGGGUCGUUCGUCGAGUCGUGGCUGUUGGCUGUUGGCUGUAGCUGUAGCCGUAGCGAUGAUGAUGUCGCUAGUUUCAGUUUCGUACACUCUGUGUUGAACGUUCGUUGGCGGCGGUUCACGCAUCGCGUCCGCAGGUUUUUCGCCGAGUUCCCGAGUGGUUCGAAAUACCAUAGUCCAUAGAGACCUGGCUGGAUUUUUAGACUUUGAUUUGUGGAUAUAUCUGAACGCAUUUGCGUUACUCGGAGACACUGGAUAUUCCAGUGGAUUUGUUUUAAUUUUAUUUCCAUUUCGUGGCCUGGCGAAGCGUGAGCAACGCCAGCACACCAGCAUUUAAGAUUCGGGGCCAACAGCAAUUCCAUCCGCAUCCGCAGGUCGAGAUGCCGACCAUCCGGCGGUGCUGCAUCAUCGGAUGUCUGUCCAAUUCGCGCCAGCACCCGAGCAUGCAGUUCUUUGCGUUUCCCCGCCCGGAGAACCCCUUCCACAAGCUGUGGAAAGAGGCGUGCCACGCCUCCCUGAGGCGUAUAGUGCCCUUCAAGAAGCCGGUGGUGUGUGCCCUGCACUUUGACCCCAGUGUUCUGGGGGGCAGGAGGCUGCAGUCAAAUGCGCUGCCCACCCUGCGCCUGGAGGUGCCCUCCAACCUGGAGGCCGUGGAGCAGCAGGCCAUGGUGGAGGAGAUCGAGAGGAGCCGAAAGUGCGCCUACAUCAAUGCAGUGGUAUAUGAAUGGCUAGUGAGAGCCAACAUCAAUCCCCAGCUGCGAGGCAGCAUAACCCACGGAAUGAUCAAGGACAAGGCGGAGAAUGCCCGCCAAGUCAUUGGGAGCACAUCCUUUAUAGCGGAUAAUCGCUGGUUGAACCGUUUCCGGGAGACUCAUCUUCAAGGAUUCGCCCAAAAACUGGCCAGCAAUCAGUUGAAGCCUCUAGGAUCCUCGCUCUGGAUCCCGGACAUUGUACAGGACCUGGCCCACCUCUUUCCGCCCGCCAGCGCCGAAAGAGUGGCCAAACUGGAGGAGAUGCCCGAGCAGUACAUGAGCUACAUGCAGCAGUACGGGGAAUACGAAGAGGAUGAUGACAGCAUGGAUGUGAAGGAGCAGAGCUAUCAGGAGCAACAGCAGCAGCAACAGCAGCACUUUGCCCUCCAGCAGCAACACAUGCAACAGCAGCAGCAUCAAAUGGCCCACCCAUGGCCACCGUUUCCUGGUCAUCCCGGACAUCCUACCCCGCAUCCCGGGUUCGCCAGCUUCAACGACUUUUACUUUGAGCGGCAUCAGCAGCAAAUGCAACAGCAACUCCAGCAGCAUCAGCAGCAGAUGCAACAGUUUCCACCCACUAUGCCACCUCAAAGGGAGCCCUUUCAGCCCCAAUUGCCGCCAAAUGUUCCUCCGCAGCGAGCUAGUCCCUUCCAGCCCGUUCAGUUGGCCAAGAGACCCAAAAUGGAGUCACCCGAUGACGACGAAGUGCAGGAGAUCAACUCUGCGAUGACUUCACCACCACAUCCGCUAGCAGAAUCCACUUUAACCAGCAAGCACAGUCGAAGUUCCAGUCCCAACGAGCAGAACAACAACAACAGCGGGGGAAGGGACAGUGCCAGCAGCAAGGAGAACGCUCCCAAGGGAGGCGGAGCUAGUGGCAAAUCCACGCCUGCCCUCUCCUCCAAGGGAAAGGACUCACCUGCACCAGCACGAGCUGCGUCCACCAAACCCGCCUCCGCUCCCGCCUCGCCGAAAAAGAUUCCCAAUGGAUCCAGCUCCUCGGGCAGCCAAACCAAUGGACACACAUCCCCAGAUCACGAGGAUAAGAAGGCUUUGUCCAUGCUGAAGGAGUUGGAGAGCUACCACCAGGCUUUGGAGUACCUCAAACCGCUGGAGGACUUUGUGCUCUUCAAGGAGAACUUUCGAGCUAUUGGGCUGCUCUCCCAGUUGGAACUGGUGCUCCGAAAAGGGGACAAGGCCACACUGGUUGAGGGCUAAGAGUUUCCUUCAUCGCGGAUCGGAAAUGCACAAAACACAAAUGUGAUGAACAGUGUACAUAUGUAUCAAGUAGUAUUAUUGAAUCGUACUACAGCCAAAACCGUUGCCUAGGUUAACAAAGAAUCUCCACUCGCAUACAGCUGAACCUAAUUAAUUAAUUUAUUACUUACUCUAAGUACAAUAAAAUUAAAUUUUUAAAAUAAUAAACAAGUU